CGAAGCACGGAUCCCUAAGCUUCAACUCCCGAGUUCGCCCCCUCGAGGUCGUUGGAUCAAGCCGAGACGGACACCAGCGGCGGCAUCAGUCAUAGUUGCGGAAAUGUCGUUAUCCCUCCUCUCGUUUCGAGGCCUUGCCUCCCGACUGCUCUCCCGGCCAAACACUCUAGCGCCCAGCCCGUCCGCCCCGUUCAAGACGACACAAUGCAUCGCGCCAUCAACCCGCGCCCUCUCCACCACUCCAUUCGCCCUCGCCCCUCCAGGGUCAAAGAACAAGGGAAAUGACGCCAAGAAAAAUGCCAGCAAAGCGGCCAAGGCACAGCCUAAGAAGAAAGGCAAAGGCGGACGCGGCGAUGAGCCGCGCGACCCGCGCAUGAUCAACAUGCUUAAACACUUCGCAGUGCUCUCCCCCAGGCGCAUCCCGCCGCCGCUGCGGAUGGCCCGCAACCGGCACUUGCGGCACUGGACGAUCCAUCGGGCGUGGAUGCUCUUCCAGCGGCGGGAGCGCGAGGCGCGCGAGCGGAAUCUGAUGCGGCAGUACCAGAGCAUGAGUCGCGCUUGUGAGGAGCUGCGGCUUACGUCAGGCCCGGGCACGCGCGACCAGGGCUACUUGUACCGCGUGGCCAUGGAGAAGAAAGGUGUUUACGGCCUUAACGGAAUACCGAUUGAGUACGCACGGGCGCAGACCGAGACGCCAGCCAGGGUGGCGUGGAACCACGAUUGGAAGCGGUGAGUGGUGGACGGGUCGGGACGAAGGCCGUUUGUUUGCGGUGUCAAUGGGAAGGGGUUUGUAGGAUGCAUCGAUGGUUAGCAGCAGCCGGGCGGCCGGGAUGCCAUGAGCUGUUAAACAUUGGCGUCUGGCAUUUGAAAGCGUUGGUCGAUGUAGAAUAUCUUGUACCAUAUCAAUGACAGCGAGGCGAGCGAAGCCUUGAUACAAGAAAGUCGAGCUUUUGUCUUCCGUAUCGAGACCCAAUCAAAACACGUUAUCCAGUCAAACCUUCCUUCUUAGCCCCCGUAAGAAGGGCAACUGUCCGUCAAGCCAUAAAGGGUUAUUUUGUCGACCAUGAUCCCCUUCGGUGCCCUAUCGUAGCUAGUUGACAACCUGAGACUCUUGAAUGAUUAUGUCUGGGAUUGACAGUCUGACCUCCUGAAUCAUC
Messenger RNA from Thermothelomyces thermophilus ATCC 42464, 1157 nucleotides. RefSeq lists its product as uncharacterized. Gene Ontology annotation, biological process: mitochondrial translation. The coding region runs from base 104 to 733 and encodes 209 amino acids. NCBI's taxonomy places the organism in Eukaryota, Fungi, Ascomycota, Sordariomycetes, Sordariales, Chaetomiaceae. Gene Ontology annotation, molecular function: structural constituent of ribosome. The transcript has a single exon. The record is from RefSeq and is a predicted model, not a curated record.